Peniophora sp. CBMAI 1063 is the source of this 2667-nucleotide messenger RNA. NCBI's taxonomy places the organism in Eukaryota, Fungi, Basidiomycota, Agaricomycetes, Russulales, Peniophoraceae. The record is from the annotation of a GenBank genome assembly.
AUGGCAUCGUUCGUCUUCAAGCGGGAUGGGCGCAAGGAGCGCGUCCAGUUCGACAAGAUCACCUCGCGGAUCUCCAAGCUCUGCUACGGUCUCGAUAAUGACCACGUAAACCCUGUGGAGGUGGCACAGAAGGUGGUACAGGGCGUCUACAAUGGCGUGACGACCAGCGAGCUUGAUAACCUCGCCGCUGAGACCGCCGCCUACCUCACCACUAAGCACCCAGACUAUGCUGUACUCGCCGCCCGCAUCGCUGUGUCCAACCUGCACAAGGACACCCGCAAGAACUUCUCUCAUGUAAUCAAGGAUCUGUACGAAUAUGUUAACCCCAAGACUGGCAAGGCGGCUGGUUUGAUCUCGAAGCAAACCUACGAUGUCGUAAUGGCCAAUGCGUCAGUACUUGACAGCGCUAUCAUCUACGAGCGCGACUUCCAGUACAACUUCUUCGGCUUCAAGACUCUCGAGCGCUCUUACCUGCUCCGCAUCAAUGGCCGUGUCGCUGAGCGUCCCCAACACCUCAUCAUGCGUGUCGCAGUUGGCAUUCACGGCGCUGACAUUGAGCGUGCUCUUGAGACCUACAACUUGAUGUCGCAGCGCUACUUCACUCACGCUAGCCCGACACUCUUCGCUGCCGGCACGCCCAAGCCGCAGAUGUCCUCGUGCUUCUUGGUUGCGAUGAAGGACGACUCGAUCGAAGGCAUCUACGACACCCUCAAGGAGUGCGCUAUGAUCUCGAAGAGCGCUGGUGGUAUUGGACUUCACAUUCACAACAUUCGCUCCACGGGUGCUUACAUCGCCGGCACGAAUGGCUACUCGAACGGUAUUAUCCCUAUGCUCCGCGCAUACGAUGCCACCGCUCGCUAUGUCGACCAGGGUGGCAACAAGCGCCCGGGCGCCUUCGCUGUCUAUCUGGAGCCGUGGCACGCCGACGUCUUCGAGUUCCUCGACCUCCGCAAGAACCACGGCAAGGAAGAGGUCCGCGCCCGCGACCUCUUCUACGCUCUCUGGGUUCCUGAUCUUUUCAUGAAGCGUGUUGAGCAAAAUGGGAACUGGACGCUCUUCUCUCCUGAUGAGGCUCCUGGUCUCUCGGACUGCUACGGUGACGAGUUCGAGGAGUUGUACGAGAAGUAUGAGCGCGAGGGUCGUGCACGCAAGACUAUUCCCGCCCAGAAGCUUUGGUAUGCGAUCCUCGAUGCUCAGAUCGAGACCGGCAACCCCUUCAUCUGCUACAAGGACCACGCCAACCGCAAGUCGAACCAGAAGAACAUCGGCGUCAUCAAGUCGUCCAACCUUUGCACGGAGAUCAUGGAGGUUUCGACACCUGACGAGACAGCGGUUUGCAACCUCGCGUCCCUGGCCCUCCCGUCGUUUAUCCGCAACGGCGUCUACGACUUCCAGAAGCUCCACGACGUCGCCAAGGUCGUUACGUUCAACUUGAACCGUGUCAUCGACGCCAACUACUACCCCGUCCCAGAGGCGAAGCGUUCGAAUAUGCGUAACCGUCCCGUCGGUCUCGGUGUUCAGGGUCUCGCGGAUGCCUUCAUGAUCCUCCGCCUCCCCUUCGACUCCGAAGAGGCACGCAAGCUCAAUAUUCAGAUCUUCGAGACGAUCUACCACGCUGCAGUUGAAGCGAGUAUGGAGAUGGCUAUCAUCGAAGGACCUUACGAGACGUACGAGGGAUCUCCCGCCAGCCAGGGCCAGCUCCAGUUCGACCUGUGGGGUGUGACGCCGUCUGACCUUUGGGACUGGGCGUCGCUCAAGGAGAAGGUUGCCAAGAACGGUCUUCGCAACUCGCUCCUUGUAGCGCCUAUGCCGACCGCGUCGACCAGCCAGAUCCUUGGCUUCAACGAGUGCUUCGAGCCCUACACGAGCAACAUCUAUACUCGUCGCGUCCUCGCUGGCGAGUUCCAGGUCGUCUGCCCGUGGCUCCUUCGCGAGCUCGUCGACCGCAAGCUCUGGAACGACGAGAUGAAGAACAAGAUCAUCGCGCACAACGGUUCCGUUCAGUCGAUCCCUGAAAUUCCGCGCGAAGUCAAGGCAAUUUACAAGACCGUCUGGGAGAUUUCCCAGAAGAAGGUCCUGGACCUCGCUGCCGACCGUGGUGCAUUCAUCUGCCAGUCGCAGUCCCUCAAUGUCCACCUUCAGGCGCCCACGCUCGGCCAACUCACGUCCAUGCACUUCUACGGCUGGAAGAGGGGCCUCAAGACCGGCAUGUACUACCUUCGCACGCGCCCGGCUGCCCAGGCCAUCCAGUUCACCCUCGACCAUGCACUGGUCAAGGAGGUUCGCGAGCAGAAGGCCGCAGCCGCGUCAACCUCUGCACCCGCGGCACCGGUCGUCGCUGCCACUGUGUCUGCGCCUUCGCCGGAGCCGGCACCAAAGGCACUCCAGCCUCGUACGAUCGUCAAGACCACGACCGUGAACUCGGGUAUGGCUACGCCACCGCCUGAGACGCCCGUCACGCCCUCGGAGGCGAGCUCUGAGUCCACCACGCCUGUACCCGCACCUGCAGCCGAUGAUGAGUUCGCCGGCUUCUCGGCCGAGCAGCGCGCGGCCGCUGCCCGCGACCCUGACUACGCCGAGGCAUUGCGUCGCCAGCUCGAGCAGGAAGCCGCGCGCCUUCAGUGCUCCAUCGACAAUAAGGAGGCGUGCGUGAUGUGCUCUGGUUGA